Molecule: messenger RNA, 1074 nt
Organism: Talaromyces rugulosus
Lineage: Eukaryota; Fungi; Ascomycota; Eurotiomycetes; Eurotiales; Trichocomaceae
Exons: 5
Coding region: 1-1074 (357 amino acids)
Source: RefSeq, a predicted model, not a curated record
AUGAAGUUCUCCCCCAUCACGACCCGGCUUGCCGCCGUGACCUGCUUGCUUGCGUCCUCGCCGGCCGUCGCUUUGACCAUUUCAUACUGCUCCAAGGAGAACACUGCAGCUUCAGAUACACUCGUAUCGAGCAUAUACCAAUCCAAUGGACGUUGUGAAAGUCAAUGCAAUGCAGACUACGCCUUUGCCGUGGUCCAGUACAAAAGCUGCUGGUGCUCCAACUACGUUCCUGGAGACCAGGCUUCCGUUUCAGAUUGUGACAGCCCUUGCCCUGGCUACCCAGACGACCUCUGCGGAAAUUCGGACAAGGGCCUCUAUGGCUAUAUUGCCAUGAGCAAUGUGCAACCGUCAGGAACAUCGGGGGCUGCAGGAUCAACGAGUAGCACGGGCACGUCUUCGGGGAGCAUGACCACUACCCAGUCUACACCCCAGACGGAAACAAUCACUGUAACUGCGUCUAAUUCAGUCCCUUCGACAUUGACAACCUCGCUCUCUCCCGUCUCUUCCGCCAGUUCCACGUCCAGCGGAGAUUCGACUACGACGACGGCUCCCAAUAUCUCGGUCCAUACUGUAGCUGGACAACCGGUUACCGUCACCGUUGGCAAUCCCGAUCCCGCCCAAACGUCGGAUGCUUCAGCCACCACGGGCCAGAAGUCAUCUUCAUUGAGCGGAGGUGCCAUUGCCGGAAUUGUUAUUGGCUGCUUGUUGGGUGUUGGUGCUUUGGCUGCUGCUGGACUGUGGUUCUUCUUCUUUGGCCGUCGGCGCAACGAACCGACCGAAAAGUCGCCUACUCCCGAGUCGAGAUACGACCCGAGCACUCCCGGUACUACAUCGGACACCCACCGCCAGAGCAGGGGUUCCCAGAUGACUUUUAUGCGAAAUUUUAUGGGCUCGAGCGAGCCGAAGUCGGCCACAUCGCCGAACGACUUUCUCAACCCGAACCAAGCGUUCACCGACAAUCGCAUGAAGAAGGGCGCACCAUUGUAUCAAAGCGGAGGCCGGCACAGUGCGGUGUCCCUUCGCGACGAGGAGGAUUAUUCUCGGCCGGUUUUGAGGCUUACCAACCCGGAUUAA